GGAAGUUCUUCAGACCUGACUGCGUGAGGUCACUUCCUGUGCUGGGGACGCCAGGGGUCUUUAUAAACGCUGGGACCUGGCCGUCUGUCGGUCAAUCUUCUGCAGGAGAGCAGACGAGAGAGAGACGACACCUCGAGGCGUUUCAGUGUGUUUGCAGAUGAUGUUGAAGACACAGGGAUCUCAGCAGCGCGUCGCUCUCAUGAUCCUGAUGGUGAUCGCAGCCGUGCAGUGUCAGGAGAUCGAGAGCAGAAGGGCGGUCACAGAGCAUCAGCUGAUGCAUGAUCGCGGUCGCUCCAUCCAGAGUCUGAGGCGGUUGAUCUGGCUGUCCAGUGCGAUCGAGGGGCUCCACACCGCGCAGACGCGCACACUGAGCACCGACGACAGCAGGUGGCGCUCUCAGCCCGGGAGAGACUUCAAGAGAGCGCUGGAGACGCUGCUGAGCGACAUGUACAGACCUCCCCUCACCGCUGCGUUUGGAGACGGAGAGAAAUAACAUCAUCACAAAUACAUCGCAUCUGAUGUCCGAAAACUCACCAAGGACUGCCCGACCCCGUCUAUAAUGAGCCGCAACGCUACCCAACAAAUCUAGAUCCCUGUCAUUAUAAUCAAAGAAAAUGUAUUAUGGACAAAACACGCUAGUUUUGUAAAGAUAGAUUAAUUGAUUAUAACGUAAGCGAUGUAAGUUAGUUUCGGCGCGGCGUUUCUCCAUCUGCGCAGACGCAGAACUGCUCACCUGCCUUCCCGUGAUGUAUAAAUCUACCUGUGAGUCUUUAAAUAUUUAUAUUUAAGACAUAUAAAAUCAGUUUAGUGUGCUAGACACCAUAGUACUUUGAAAUACACUACGUAGUAUCACAUAUCCUAUGGUUUUCACAAAGUACUUUAUGACUAUUUACUUACACACGUGCAAAAACACAUGGUACUGUUUUGGGUGGAAGUAUUCCUGGUGUGGAUUUAUUUAUCGAAUGUCUUAGUGUGUAUUGGACGGGUUUCAAAUAUCUAGUAAAUCAUUCUUGCUAUUAUAUUUAUUUAUGUGGAAGACUAUAAACAGAUCGUAUUUUUGGUUUAUUAUAUGUGUGUGUGAUUAAAGAUGCUUUUAAGUAAACCGCUCUCAUUUCGGAUUAAACAGUU
Molecule: messenger RNA, 1128 nt
Organism: Cyprinus carpio (common carp)
Lineage: Eukaryota; Metazoa; Chordata; Actinopteri; Cypriniformes; Cyprinidae
Product: parathyroid hormone 4-like
Exons: 3
Coding region: 158-493 (111 amino acids)
Biological process (GO): bone mineralization; adenylate cyclase-activating G protein-coupled receptor signaling pathway; osteoblast development
Cellular component (GO): extracellular region
Molecular function (GO): peptide hormone receptor binding; hormone activity
Source: RefSeq, a predicted model, not a curated record